Messenger RNA from Vicia faba (fava bean), 1041 nucleotides. The record is from the annotation of a GenBank genome assembly. Lineage: Eukaryota; Viridiplantae; Streptophyta; Magnoliopsida; Fabales; Fabaceae.
AUGACUGGUACUAAUCAAAUCAACCCUAGUGAAUCCAGGAGUGUUGUUCCUUUGAAUACGUAUGUGCUCAUUUCAAAUUUCAAGCUUGCUUACAAUCUUCUGCGGCGAGCAGAUGGGACGUUCAACCGAGACUUAGCAGAGUUUCUGGACAGAAAAGUGUCGGCAAACGCGAUUCCGGUUGACGGGGUGUUUUCGUUUGAUCAUGUAGAUCAAAACAGUGGUCUAUUCAACCGAGUUUAUCUACCGUCUUGGGUGAAUGAAUCUGAAUGGGGUGUCAUAGAUUUGGAGAAACCAUUGAGUUCAACGGAAAUUGUACCUGUUAUAAUAUUCUUUCAUGGAGGAAGCUUUUCUCAUUCAUCUCCAAACAGUGCUAUCUACGACACGUUUUGUAGAAGGCUGGUGAGCCUUUGUAAAGCCGCGGUUGUUUCGGUUAAUUACCGAAGAUCGCCGGAGCAUCGGUUUCCAUGUUGUUAUGAGGAUGGUUGGAAUGCACUCAAAUGGGUGAAAUCAAGAAAAUGGCUUCGAAGUGGGAAAGACAAAAAAAUUUAUGUUUACAUGGCGGGUGAUAGUUCAGGUGGGAACAUUGUUCAUCAUGUAGCGGUUAAAGCUUCUGAGGAAAAAAUCCAUGUUUUAGGGAACAUUCUUCUUCAUCCAUUGUUUGGUGGUGAAAAGAGAACAGAAUCUGAGGUUAGAUUAGAUGGAAAGUACUUUGUUAGAUUGCAAGACCGUGAUUGGUAUUGGAGAGCUUUUUUACCAGAAGGUGAAGAUAGAGAUCACCCUGCUUGUAACCCGUUUGGUCCUAAAGGGGUAAAAAAUCUAAAAGGACUUGAUAAUUUUCCUAAAACUCUUGUUUGUGUUGCUGGUUUGGAUCUUUUACAAGAUUGGCAAUUGGCUUAUGUGGAAGGUUUGAGGAGUUUUGCUCAACAGGUUAAACUUCUAUUCCUUAAGGAGGCUACUAUUGGAUUUUACUUCUUGCCUAAUAAUGAUCAUUUCUAUGUCCUUAUGGAGGAAAUCAAGAACUUUGUUAAUCCUAAUUGUUAA